GCCUUAACACGAGCGGGAGUUUACUCCCCCAUCUCAUUCUCCGGUGGAAGAUCAAACCCAAAACCUAAACCCAACCCUACCCCGCACCCUCCUCUUCUUCUUCCUCUUCCUCCCAUAUUUUCUAGGGUUUCGCCCGAGAUCCGUUCCUAGGGUUCCCCGCGAGUGCAUGGCAGUGAGCCUCCUGCAGUCUCAUGAGGUGUCGGACCUCUGCAUCGGGAAGCCGCCGCUGAGAUCGCUCCCGCCGAGCGCCGCCGUGGGAGAGGCGCUCGCCGCGCUGAAGAGAGGCGGCGACGCGUUCCUCGGCGUCUGGGCCUCGCCGGAGCGCGGGGCCUUCGCCGGGAAGGUGUGCAUGGUGGAUGUCCUCUGCUUCCUCUGCGCCGAGGAUAACAUCGCCUCCCCCGCCGCCGCCCUCGACAAGCCCGUCUCCGCCCUCAUCCCUAAGGGCCCCGCCCUCGUCCGCCGCGUCGAGCCCCAUUCCAGCUUAUUGGAAUCUCUGGACGCGAUCUUGGACGGGGCGCAGAGCCUCGUCGUUCCUAUCCGCUCCGCCUCCGCCGCCGCGAGGAAGAAGCCCUCCGCCGCCGCCUCGCCGGAGUUUUGCUGGCUGACCCCUGAGGACUUCGUGCGCUUCUUCCUCAGCUCCAUCGCGCUCUUCUCCCCGGCCGCGGCGCUCUCCGUGUCCGCGCUCGGCGUCGUGCGCCCCGCGUCCCUCGCCGUGCGCCACUACGACCCCGCCCUCUCCGCCGUCCCCCUCCUCCGCGCCGCCCUCGCCGAGCAAACCUCCGUCGCCGUGCUCGCCGACGACGGGCGCCGCCUCAUCGGCGAGAUCUCCCCCUCCACCCUCGUCCACUGCGCCGACGAGUCCGCCGCCGCCGCCCUCGCCGUCCUCUCCGCCGGCGACCUCAUGUCCUUCCUCGACUGCUUCGGCGCCCCGCCCGAGUCCACCCUCCGCGCCGUCAAAUACCGCCUCGCCGACGCCGGCCUCCUCGGCAUGCUCGACCUCCUCGACCCCGACGUCCCCCCUCCCUUCUCCUCCUCCUCCUCCUCCUCCGCCUCCUCCGCCUCGUCCUCCUCCGACGAUGACGAUGAACCCUCUCCGCCCCCGACGAAGCCGAGACGGGCGAGGUCGAUGGGCAGCUACUCGGCCAGGAUGGGCCGGCGAUCGGAGGAGGCGAUCGUGUGCCACCCGCGGAGCUCGCUCGUGGCGGUGAUGAUCCAGGCGCUGGCGCACCGCGUGAGCUACGUGUGGGUCGUCGACGACGACGACGACUACGCCCUCGUCGGCAUCGUCCGCUUCGCCGACAUGCUUAGAGUCUUCCGGGGGCAGAUUCAGCACCAGCCCUUGCCCGAAGGCGAGUAGCAGCAGCAGCACUAGUCGUAAUAGCUAUUGUUAGAUCGUAGACGCGGCUUCUGAGAGUUAAAACGCUCUCGUUUGAGAUUUUAAGAAAGUUUUUGUGUAUAAUCGUGUUUUUACCGUAUGUUUAUUUCUUUCUUUUAUUUAUAUAUAUAUAUAUAUAUAUAUAUAUAUAUAUAUAUGUAGCGAAUGUGUGGAACUGGUCAUUGUUUUUGAGAUCUUUUAUUGUAGUUGCUGCUGGUGUUCUUUUUUUUUUAUUCCUUUUAUUUCGUUGCGUGUAUAAGUAUUUGUCAUCGGUGAUCGUAAUGUAAGGUUCGUGUUCAUGUGCAUUAUCAAGUA
Messenger RNA from Ananas comosus (pineapple), 1690 nucleotides. Its product is annotated as CBS domain-containing protein CBSX5. The transcript has 2 exons. NCBI's taxonomy places the organism in Eukaryota, Viridiplantae, Streptophyta, Magnoliopsida, Poales, Bromeliaceae. The record is from RefSeq and is a predicted model, not a curated record. Bases 167 to 1357 code for a protein of 396 amino acids.